GGCUGCAGCAAGAGCAUCAGCCCAGACUGAGCACAAGUUCCUAACUACAAGCAUCCAAUUCAGUAUUUGCCUUCUCUCGGAAAAAAAUAUAUACAGAAGUAAAAAUGGUAACCAUCGUCCAGUUUUUGAACAUAAGUUACGAUAAUGAACUUUUCUGAGGACGCAUCGUAAAGGUUCAAGAAAGAGGGCGGAGGACAAUGGGAGCCGUUGGUGCCUCCCCCCAAGUGCUGCUGUGGCUCAGACUUUUCGGCUUCAUCUCUCUGGUGACCACCCUCAACCCAGAUGAUCCCAACGUGUGCAGCCACUGGGAGAGUUACGCAGUGACCGUCCAAGAGUCUUACGCUCAUCCAUUCGACCAGGUCUACUAUACUCGCUGCACUGACAUUCUCAACUGGUUCAAAUGCACAAGACACAGGAUCAGCUACAAGACAGCCUACAGAAGAGGUGUGAGAACCAUGUACAGGCGACGCUCUCAGUGCUGCCCCGGUUUCUUUGAAAGAGGAGACCUGUGUGUUCCUUUGUGUACUGAGGAGUGUGACCACGGUCGGUGUAUCUCUCCUGACACCUGCCAAUGUGAGCCUGGCUGGGGAGGGCUGGACUGCUCCAGCGCCUGUGAAAGUGACUUCUGGGGUCCCCACUGCUCUAAUCGCUGUCAGUGUCGGAACGGGGCCAAAUGUAACCCAAUCACAGGAGCCUGCGUCUGCACAGAUGGCUACCAGGGCUGGAGGUGCGAGGAGCCAUGUGAGCCCAACUUCUACGGCAAGGACUGCCUGCUUGAGUGCCAAUGCCUGAACGGUGCAAAAUGCCACCACGAAAGUGGCGAGUGCCUCUGUGCGUCCGGAUACACUGGGGCCUUUUGCAAGGAACCUUGUCCACCAGGGAAGCACGGCCCCCUGUGUGAGCAGCGGUGUCCCUGUCAAAAUGGCGGAACGUGCCAUCAUGUGACCGGGGCGUGUUCCUGUCCUGCUGGUUGGGUGGGUCCUGUGUGCGCGCAGCCGUGUGAGUUUGGCUCAUUCGGCAUCAACUGCUCCCUGGAGUGUACGUGUCGUAAUGGAGGCCUAUGUGAUCACAUCAGCGGCCAGUGCCAAUGCACUGCUGGCUACAUUGGAGAAAGGUGCCAGGAUGAAUGUCCAGUUGGCACUUAUGGGCCACAGUGUGCCCACAAAUGUGACUGCCAGAAUGGGGCUAAAUGCUAUCACAUCAACGGGGCCUGCCUUUGCAACGAGGGCUUUAAGGGUCCAAGCUGCCAGGACCGCUUUUGUCCAAAUGGAAUAUAUGGACUCCUCUGCGACAAGGACUGCCCCUGCAAAAUGGCAAACACACUCAGCUGUCACCCUUUGUCAGGAGAAUGCACAUGUGCAGCGGGAUGGACUGGACUGUUCUGCAACGAGACCUGUCCGGCUGCUUACUACGGUGAAGGCUGCAAAGAAAUGUGUGCCUGUGCCAAUGGAGCAGACUGUGACGGCAUUACUGGAAUGUGCAUGUGUGCUCCUGGAUAUAUCGGUGAGGACUGCUCUAUUACCUGUCCUGCAGGCCUGUAUGGAACCAACUGCACCUCGUCUUGUUUCUGUCACAAUGAGAUAUCAUGCUCACACGUCGAUGGCUCGUGCAUCUGCGGAAAAGGUUGGCAGGGAGUUGACUGCUCCAUCCCGUGCUCCAGCGGAAGCUGGGGUCUAACCUGCAACCAGACCUGUCAGUGUGCCAACGGCGCAGCCUGCGACCCUGUGAAUGGAACCUGCACCUGCUCUCCAGGCUGGAGGGACGAAUUCUGUGACUUACCAUGUCAUGAGGGAUCAUAUGGCCUGGACUGUAAAGAGAGAUGUGACUGUGCGAAUGCCGAUGGCUGUGAUCCAGUAACCGGCGCUUGUCGCUGUGUCGCAGGAUGGACAGGUGUCCAUUGUGACAGUGUGUGUAAUGAAGGACACUGGGGACCCAACUGUUCUUUCAUCUGCAACUGUGUGAAUGGAGGCUCGUGCUCCUCUGAGGAUGGCACAUGUGUGUGUGCUCCCGGUUACCGUGGCACCAACUGCAAACGAACAUGUUCACCUGGUUUCUAUGGCCAUCGCUGUAGCCAGUCAUGUCCUCAGUGCAUCCACAGUGAUGGGGCGUGUCACCACGUCACUGGCCACUGCGAAUGUUUGUCUGGUUUCUUUGGCACCCUCUGCAACCAGGUAUGUUCAAGUGGAAAAUAUGGUAAACACUGCGCCAAGAAGUGCCUGUGCACAAACAACGGCACUUGUAAUCCCAUCGAUGGCUCGUGUCAGUGCUACCCAGGAUGGAUUGGCGAGGACUGCUCCAAACCCUGUCCUCAUGGCUCGUGGGGUCCCGACUGCAUUCACACAUGUAACUGUCACAAUGAUGCCCAGUGUAGCCCCACAGAUGGAGUCUGUGACUGCAGCCCUGGAUGGACGGGACUCUUCUGUACUCAGCGCUGUCCAACAGGUUUCUAUGGCGCCCAGUGUGCUGAAGUUUGUCGCUGUCAGAACGGGGCCGACUGUGACCACAUCAGUGGGCAGUGUUCGUGCAGGACGGGCUUCAUUGGAGAGAGCUGUGAACUCAAGUGUCCUGCUGGGACGUUUGGAUACGGCUGCCAGCAGCUGUGUGAGUGUAUGAACAAUGCCACAUGCGACUACGUGACAGGAACCUGCUAUUGCAGCCUUAGAUUCAAAGGCAUCCGCUGCGACCAAGCGGCCCUGAUGAUGGAGGAGCUGAACCCCUACACCAAGAUCAGCCCCGCUCUUGCAUCAGAGCGUCAAUCAGCCGGCGCCAUCCUGGGCAUUAUCUUUCUGCUGCUGCUCAUCAUGGCCAUGUUGGCUCUGGUGGUGUGGUUGCGCUACCGACAGAGAGAGAAAGGCCCGCAUGUCCCCAAUGUCACCUACACACCCGCCCUGCACAUCAAUUCCACCGAAUACUCCCUUUCUGCAGGGCUUCAGCGCGUUGGCCUCCUCGCUUCCGCAGAGUCAUCACCUUGUAACAGCUCCAUAGGCCGCUGCUUUUCUAACCCCAGCUACCGCACGCUGGGCCCCUGCACCUACGCCGCCCACUACGCCAAACCGGACAAGACGCGCUCCACCAAGAUGAAGGCCAAACGACGACACAGGAACAGUGCUCCGGAGUGGGGAGCCUAUUGUAACCUCAGUGAGUUGGGUGUAUACUGCAUUGACCGACGUUACAGUUACCAAGUGGAGCCACAGUACAAAGACUACGUGAAAAGCUCCAUGUCCAGCACGUGCUCCCUCAACAGUGAAAACCCGUACGCCACCAUCAACGACCCACCCGCUUUGGCAUGCAAACACACGGAGAGCAGCUACGUGGAGAUGAAAUCACCAGCUCACCACCAACAUGUGGCACACUGCUGUGCGGCUACCAUCAUCACCACUUCUGGUACCAACGUGCCUGCCAAGAAUGUCUACAACAUUGAGCCCACCAUCAGUAUCAUCCCAGGAGCCGGAGGCGUGGUGGUGUCCAGUUACCCGCAAGAUCUCUAUGACCUGCCCAGGAACAGCCACAUCCCCAGUCACUAUGACCUACUGCCCGUGCGGCACAGCCCCACUCACAGCCACAGCCCCCCUCUGCCCGGCAGUCCCACUGGCUCGCUGCUCUAGAACACGCACACACAAACACACACACUGGAAACCCACUAUAUGCCUAUCCCUGCCUGCCCCUCUGUGAACUGGAUGAAAUCCAGUCUGAAAUACUUGGAAACUGUGAAGAGGCUGUUUGUUUUUGUAGUUUUCGGUAACUGGACGAAGAAAAUGUUAUUUAAUAUUUUAUCAUUGUAAAUAUAUUCAAUUUUAGGUGUUUAGUGCCAUGAAACUUCUGUGUUUUAACUGCUCCCCACCCCC
Hippocampus comes (tiger tail seahorse) is the source of this 3845-nucleotide messenger RNA. Its product is annotated as multiple epidermal growth factor-like domains protein 11. Gene Ontology annotation, molecular function: protein binding; scavenger receptor activity. NCBI's taxonomy places the organism in Eukaryota, Metazoa, Chordata, Actinopteri, Syngnathiformes, Syngnathidae. Gene Ontology annotation, biological process: heterophilic cell-cell adhesion. The transcript is spliced from 25 exons. The coding region runs from base 198 to 3605 and encodes 1135 amino acids. The record is from RefSeq and is a predicted model, not a curated record.